Momordica charantia (bitter melon) is the source of this 1089-nucleotide messenger RNA. RefSeq names its product myo-inositol oxygenase 5 (gene MIOX5). Gene Ontology annotation, biological process: inositol catabolic process. Gene Ontology annotation, cellular component: cytoplasm. NCBI's taxonomy places the organism in Eukaryota, Viridiplantae, Streptophyta, Magnoliopsida, Cucurbitales, Cucurbitaceae. Gene Ontology annotation, molecular function: inositol oxygenase activity; iron ion binding. The record is from RefSeq and is a predicted model, not a curated record.
CUCAGAGAUUUAAUUCAUCGAUUCGUUUUCUUUUCCGUUUUCUCUCACUUUCUCGGCAUUCCUUCCAUUUUCAGAAUGACGAUCCUCAUCGAGCAGCCGAAAAUCGGAUCAGAGGUUGAGGAGCAGAAGCUGUGUAAUUUAGAAAGUGAUAAGUUGGUAUUGGACGGUGGGUCUGUAAAUUCAAAACCUGCACCAAACGACGCCGCAUUUGUCGCCCCCGAAAUUAACUCUUUUGGCCAUUCAUUCAGGGAUUAUGAUGCAGAAAGUGAAAGGCAAAAAACCGUAGAAGAAUUGUACCGCUUGAACCACAUCAACCAAACCUAUGAUUUUGUGAAGAGAAUGAGAGAAGAAUAUGGGAAGUUGGAGAAGGUAGAAAUGAGCAUAUGGGAAUGCUGUGAGCUGCUGAACGAAGUAGUAGAUGACAGUGAUCCAGAUUUGGAUGAGCCUCAGAUUCAGCACUUGCUUCAGUCUGCUGAAGCCAUUAGAAAAGACUAUCCCAAUCAAGAUUGGCUCCACUUGACUGCUCUCAUCCAUGACCUUGGAAAGGUUCUUCUUCUUCCUAGCUUUGGAGGGCUUCCUCAAUGGGCUGUUGUUGGUGAUACACACCCUCUUGGCUGUGCUUUUGAUGAAUCUAUUGUUCAUCACAAGUACUUCAAGGAGAAUGUGGACUAUGAUAAUCCAUCUUAUAACACCAAAUAUGGAAUCUAUUCUCAAGGGUGUGGCCUAGACAACGUAAUGAUUUCUUGGGGGCAUGACGAUUAUAUGUACUUGGUGGCUAAAGAGAAUGGAACUACCCUACCUCCUGCUGGAUUGUUUAUCAUUAGAUAUCAUUCAUUUUAUCCAUUACACAGAGGAGGAGCAUAUGAACACUUGAUGAACGAAGAGGAUGUUGAGAAUUUGAAGUGGCUCAAGAUUUUCAACAAAUACGACCUCUAUAGCAAGAGCAAAGUUCUAGUCGACGUUGAAAAAGUGAAGCCUUACUAUCAAUCUCUUAUUGAAAAGUAUUUUCCCGCAAAGCUUAGAUGGUGAUCAUCGAUCAAUUAGAAAGUUUUGGUGAGCAUCGACGAAUAUGAGGAUGGUGAUUGACUU